Molecule: messenger RNA, 516 nt
Organism: Paracoccidioides lutzii Pb01
Exons: 4
Coding region: 1-516 (171 amino acids)
Source: RefSeq, a predicted model, not a curated record
AUGAUUGAGCAGCUCGGGUAUAUUUACCCACUGGCAUUCCGAAUAAGAAUGGCCAAUCUGUGGAAGAACCCUGAGUUAACCAACUGGUGGCUCCCGAAAAAUGAAGGCUAUCCGAAUUUUGUGCGUGAAAUCCGCGAAUGGAUGAAGGAGCGGGUAGUUCUCGAAAGCCUAGAAUUUCCUCAGUCAUGGGUGCUGGAAUUAAGAGCUCCCAUUGCAAGUGAUGGCUUGUACGAGUCCCAUAACACCGCCUUACUGCAUAUUAUCCAUUCUUGGCGGUGCGAACUCUGGACUAUCCUCCUGACCUAUAAAGCUAGCGAAAUCCGAAGCCCUGGCAUCCAGCAGCCCUUGCUGCAACUUUCGAUGGAAGAUGGCCCUUGGAGCAAGUACAUGCGUGCGCAGUUUUGGUACCGGUGCCUUAUUGUUGACCCGGGAAAUGAUACACUGCUGGAAUCGGGAUGGGCUUCCCUAUCCUGUCCCCUGCACCAAGCAUCAAGCCAAGUUUUUGUUCAUCACUAG